Schistocerca piceifrons (Central American locust) is the source of this 538-nucleotide messenger RNA. RefSeq names its product molybdenum cofactor biosynthesis protein 1-like. Gene Ontology annotation, biological process: Mo-molybdopterin cofactor biosynthetic process. Lineage: Eukaryota; Metazoa; Arthropoda; Insecta; Orthoptera; Acrididae. The annotation marks the transcript as partial. The transcript has 4 exons. Gene Ontology annotation, molecular function: 4 iron, 4 sulfur cluster binding; cyclic pyranopterin monophosphate synthase activity; GTP 3',8'-cyclase activity. The record is from RefSeq and is a predicted model, not a curated record.
AUAUUUACCAGUGGUAAAGAUGAAAUUGGGUUGGUUGUGCUUGGUUCUGACAAGACACAGAAUCCACUUGAUUACCCAAAUAUAAAUUGUGUUGUAAUGCGAGGUUUUAAUGAAGAUGAAGUGUGCAGUUUUGUGGAGUUAACAAAAGAGAAAAAUGUUGAUGUAAGAUUUAUUGAGUACAUGCCUUUCAGCGGCAACAAAUGGAAUGAUGGGAAGAUGGUCUCAUUUAAUGAAAUGCUCCAAAUAAUUAGAAAGCAGUGGCCUAAUUUUGAUCCUCUUCCCAAUGGGCCCAAUGAUAACUCAAAGGCAUCCCAUGUCCCGGGCUUCAAGGGAUGCGUGGGAUUUAUUACCUCAAUGAGUGAACACUUCUGUGGCACGUGCAACCGUUUACGGAUAACAGCUGAUGGCAAUUUGGAGGUGUGUCUCUUUGGGAAUUCAGAGAUAUCUCUCAGAGAUGCAAUACGAAGCAAAUGCAGUGAGGAUGACUUGCUUGCCAUGAUUGGGGCAGCAGUGAGAAGAAAGAAGAAACAACAUGCAG